This is a messenger RNA of Solanum dulcamara, 1340 nucleotides long. Its product is annotated as transcription factor bHLH93. The transcript is spliced from 4 exons. Gene Ontology annotation, biological process: regulation of DNA-templated transcription. The record is from RefSeq and is a predicted model, not a curated record. The coding region runs from base 96 to 1076 and encodes 326 amino acids. Gene Ontology annotation, cellular component: nucleus. Lineage: Eukaryota; Viridiplantae; Streptophyta; Magnoliopsida; Solanales; Solanaceae. Gene Ontology annotation, molecular function: protein dimerization activity; DNA-binding transcription factor activity; sequence-specific DNA binding.
UAAUACAAAACAACUCUAUUAAAUAGUAUGUUCCUUCAACAUUAUAUUAUUUGUAUAUAAAGCAGUCCACUUUUUGAUAUUUGAGUGAGAAAAAAAUGGAGCUUAGUGAACACGAUAUUUUGGAGGAAUUAUUGGCUCCAAGAAGAGAAAAUUGGAGCAAUUUGAAUGAUUUUUUCCAAAAUGGAAAUGUAUGGACUUUUGAAUCAGCACUACCUUUUUACCAAAACCCAGAAUUUGUGGCCUUAAAUUCUUCACUUUUGGGCCUAAUCUCACCCCCUGCAACUGCUACACAAUCAACUUUUCCUAAUUUCACUUUACCAGAAUCCUAUCAAUUUCUUGAUUCUUCUUUCACUGGCCCACAACUACUUGAUGAGUACAGUGACAGAGCAAUUGUGGAAAAUCAGCAAGAAUAUGUUGGGAUUAUUCCUAGUGAUUUUCAUGGACUGCAACAAGACUUGAAUAGCUUCAGUGAUGUUAAAGUUGAAGAAGCAAAUUCAAGAUUAAUGGGUAAUGUGGGAGAAAAGAAGAAUAAAAUUAGGAAGGUUGAAGGGCAACCUUCAAAAAAUUUAAUGGCAGAGAGGAGGAGAAGAAAGAGACUCAAUGAUCGACUCUCUAUGCUUAGAUCCAUUGUUCCUAAGAUUAGUAAGAUGGACAGAACAUCUAUACUUGGGGACGCAAUUGAUUACAUGAAGGAGCUUUUAGAAAAAAUCCAUACAUUGCGUGAAGAUGAUAAUGUGAAAGACGAAAUUAAGGAUAUUAAAUUCGCAGGAAACUUGAAGGAGUUAAAACCAAAUGAAGCACUUGUUAAAAAGCCUCCUAAGUUUGAGGUUGAAAGGAGAAACGUAGACACCCGAAUCGAGAUUUGUUGCAGUGCAAAGCCAGGAUUGUUGUUGUCAACAGUGAGCACGUUAGAAGCACUUGGGCUUGAUGUACAACAAUGUGUUAUCAGCUGUUUCAGUGACUUCUCACUGCAAGCUUCUUGUUCUGAGGCGAGGGAGCAUCGAACAAUUUUGAACAGUGAAGACGUAAAACAAACCUUGUUCAAAACAGCAGGCUAUGGAGGAAGAUGUCUUUAGACGAUGAUAUAGAGAUGCACAAUAAACUCCAACAAAGGUCAAAGACAUUCUGUCUGUUGUUUAAAGAAUAUUGCAACUUUUAAUAACAUCAGUUUUCUUUCUCCAAUGUAGUUUUCUUGAUUCAUUUAUUAGUAGAUCUGCUCUGCUAUACUACUUUUCAAAUGGGGUUGAUAUAAUGUGUCUGUCAAUUGUCUCAAAAUAAUGGGUUGGAGUAUUGAUAUUCGCAGGGUAUGAAUUACUUACCAGUGUUUUUUUUGGUUUCUC